Messenger RNA from Pelobates cultripes (western spadefoot toad), 23446 nucleotides. The record is from the annotation of a GenBank genome assembly. Lineage: Eukaryota; Metazoa; Chordata; Amphibia; Anura; Pelobatidae.
AGAGCUUCAAGGUGACAGCUGGCAGGGGGUGGGGGAGCCAAGGAGGAUGCAUAAUACCAGCUAAUCCAGAAUAAAAAUAGUCACCCACCCUGCACAGUGAUAAGCAGGAGAGGCAAAAACUGCAAGAGAGAAGACUGUAGAGAGACUGCCUAGCACUUUACAAGGUGUGUGUUUAUAAAGCCAAUUUUAACAUUAAACCAUGGUGGAGGAGCAAUUACAUCCCUCAGCAAUGCAAGAUUUAGAAACUGAUGAUAGCGCUUUACAAUCCAAUGAGAAUGAGGAGAAGAAGUUAAAAGAGGAGGAUGUAAGCAUGAAAGAUGUCCCUGUUCAUGAAGGUAAGCCUUUGGAACACUGUGAUACUGUUAGUUUAGUCCACAAAGGCACAGGAGAUGCUAUUGAUGAUAAAGUGGAAAUUAAGGAAGAAACUUCUCCAGAAGUUGAGGAGACACCGCCAUCAAAUAAUGAGACAACACAAAUAACAGACAAAGGCACAAGCUCAAUAGAAGAAGACAAGACAGAAGAUGAGAAAUCCACGAAUAACAAAGUGGCCUCUGCAGUGGAUGUAGAAACACAUGAGAAAACACCUGAAAAAGAUAUAGAAGAAGAUCAGUCUUGCAAAGAUAAGGAAACUGAGAGCAGUGAUGGGAAAACUGAAAGCAAAGAGGGAAGAGAGUGUACAGAUGGUGAAACUCAAAGCAAAGAAGAUGGAACUAAAUCCACGAAUAACAAAGUGGCCUCUGCAGUGGGUGUAGAAACACAUGAGAAAACACCUGAAAAAGAUAUAGAAGAUGAUCAGUCUUGCAAAGAUAAGGAAACUGAGAGCAGUGAUGGGAAAACUGAAAGCAAAGAGGGAAGAGAGUGUACAGAUGGUGAAACUCAAAGCAAAGAAGAUGGAACUAAACAGACUUUAGAUGACAAUAAGGAAAGUGGAAGUGCAAGUAAUGAAACAAACAGGUAAUACUCAAAAAUAAAACUACGACUAGAUGCCAAGUGCAUACCAUGAGAAAAUAGUGGAAAAUGUUUUUAUUUUCUUAAAACAAUGUAUUCAAUUAACAGCUAAGCCUCAAUUAUUUUAGAAGCUACAUCCUGUAAAUGCUCUAGCAUAAUAUGCAUUAGAAUAUAAUAUUCAUGAGUAAUUUAAACUGUCAUGCAGUUAAAUUUAACCCCUUAAGGACCAAGGUUUAUCUGAGAUGUGACACAUUUGUGAAUAGGGCUUUCUUUUGAUAUUCUAUAUGUGUAUAUAACACAGUAUUAGAUAGGAAUAAACUAUUAAAAAUGGGGGGGGGGAGAAAGAAAACUUUUAUCAAAAAACAUGUACUCUCAGUUUUACAUUUAAAUAUUUUUACACAUCAAGUGCAACUAAAGAAAACUAACUCAAAAUACAUUCAUUAAUCAGUCCUUAUUGUUAAAAUUUCCACUAUGUCUAGGACUUCAGUUUAUUUUUUUUACAAGUCAUAAAACAAAUAUUGCAAGAAGUGAAUUGUGAUUUUAAAGGACGACUAUAGUGCCAGGAAAACAAACUCGUUUUCCUGGCACUAUAGUGCCCUGAGGGUGCCCCCACCCUCAGGGUCCCACUCCCGCCGGGCUGAAGGAAGGAGGAAGGGGGUUAAAAACUCCCCUUUCUCCAGCGCCGGGUUCCCUCGGCACUGGGGACUCUCCUCCUCCUUUGGCCGUCAUCGGCUGAAUGCGCAUGCACGGCAAGACCCGCGCACGCAUUCAACCAGUCCAUAGGAAAGCGUUCGCAAUGCUUUCCUAGGGACGCGGGCAUCUUCUCACUCAAUGAGACAGCCACUAGAGGCUGGAUUAACCCAUUUGUAAACAUAGCAGUUUCUCUGAAACUGCUAUGUUUACAGCAGGCAGGGUUAAUCCUAGAUGGACCUGGCACCCAGACCACUUCAUUAAGCUGAAGUGGUCUGGGUGCCUAUAGUGGUCCUUUAAAGCUAAAACUUUGUAAAAUUUAGCAUGUUAACAUUACAAAACCACAGAAUCCAACGCUGCUACGGAACAGUAUAUAUUUGUAGAAAGUACAUUCCCUUAGAACACUUUUCAUUUAACUAUUUAAUCACAAACCUGUGUCAAAAUAGUAUUUGUUUUGCGUGUGUAUGUGGGGGAGGAGGGGGAGGAAGGGGAGGUUGGGGAGAGUUCACACAUGUUUUAUUAUGUGGAUUUUCACAGACCACACGUGUACCACUUCCAUCUCCCUAUUUGUAUUCUGCUAAUGUUUUCAAUUACAAUGAUACCACAUAUGUAUACUUUCCCCCCAAUCCUGUCCCUAAUCUAACCCUUAAACCAACCCAUAAACUAACCAUAAUCCUAUCAAUAAUCCAACCCAUAGUCUUAAUCCUAGUCUUAAUUCUGCCCCUAAAACAUCCCACCUCAGGUAUUCCCUCAGUUGACAUCAGUACUGACAUCAAAAGAGGGAUUUCACAGUACAAAGGGCUAUGUGAGCCCUCUCUACAGUGUGAUCACAGCGUGAGAGGGGAAUCUUCCUCUCCAGGAACAGUGAUCAGUGUUGAGCAGCUGGAAAGCCCAGCACUAAUCACUUAGCAGGGAGACCCAGGAGAUCUACCAGGUACUGGUAAAAUUACUGCUCACGCUCUGCUGCGGUAUGCUAAUUAAUUUUAAGGGCUACAAUAAGAUAGCUCAGUGAGCUAGUGCAUCAUCAGUAAAAUCUGUUCCACCCCUCAGGGGUCGCAAGUUUAAAUCCCAGCAGGGUUGACUCAGCCCUUCAUCUUUCCAAGAUAGAUAAAAUAAGUACCAUUAAAUUGGGUAAUAGUAACAACCCCUGGAUGUUGGGCAAAAGUAACAUCCCCAGGACAUACUUGAAUACCAGAGUAAUCUGAAUGUACCGUUCUUGGUUAAAUACAUUAUUAUUAUUAUUAUUAUUAUUAUUAUUAUUAUUAUAUGCCACACUCACUUAGAGAGCUGCACAUAGCUCAUCUGUCAGUCGGGGGCCACUAAUUGUGUGUCAAAACUACCUAAAGCUCCCUUUUUAAAAAAAAAUUUUUUAUUGCUGGCAGGCUGGGGACAGACUCAGAAGUACCGUGGCUAUGCGCUAUACAGUAUUUAAAUGUUUUAAAGGUCUAUGUGCAGCACCCCAGCUGACAAAGUGGACCCCCUGGUAUCUAAGUAUACCUAAGAUUUCUUGGUACCAGCAAGGAUAAAACCCUAGUGCAUGAAGCACGAUGCCCUGCACUGUUGUCCUUAAGUGGUUAAGAACAAAUAAAAUAACAUAUACUCAUGACUACGUAUUCAGAAUCCCGUGUUAGCCCAUGAAGACACAUGAGAGGGCUCCAGUGGUGUAGGGCCUUGUGUUUGACUUUGUGUGAGAAUAGGAUACAUUUGCCAUCCUGUAGUGUCUCACUGCUCUGGAAAAAAAUUAAAGCCUCUCCUAUUUUUAAAUAUUAUUAUUUUUGACAGCCAAUUAUGAAAGGCUGUGCUCCUAUCCCCCCCCUCCCCUCCCCCUCUGGAUCGGCGAGGGUUAACCCGGUCUCACUGUGCUGUCGGGGACCACUACUCUUCACAUUGCCUCGUGCUGUGGUCCACUACAUUUUGCGGUGUUCUGCUUUCAAGAUGGGGACUUCCCUUGUGAGGAACAAGCAGGGCAUGUGCCCAUCCCAAGAUACUCACAACAGCUCUCUUGCAAAUGCCCUUCUUCAUCUGGAUGCCAUCUUCCAGAACUUCUGGAGGAUGAUCCAUGAGCGCACACAAUCUGCACUGAUAGAGUAGCGGAGAGACCAGCGGUAUACACCAUCCAAACAGCCUCACAGUAAGUCAGCCAAUACACCCCACCACCGCAAUCCUGCAGCAAACCGCUCAGGAGGGAGACGGAUUGGCAAGCUAACUCUGCAAUAUCGGAGGGCUCCCGCUCAGCAAGGCCUACCACGUGCUUCAAGGCGGACCUAGGACCCUGCUAAUGAGGCUGAGCACUGCCGGACCUGCAGAGGCAUAAAACAGAAACGUAUCAGCCUUCAGAUCAGGGAGGGAGCUCCUCUACGACCCGAUGGACUUUUGAUCCUAAAUGAUAGUGUCCUCCCAUCCAUGGGAAACGGCUAAACGGUUCCACGAUAGGACUGCAGCUUUGAGGGACUCUCUGAUUUAUGUGAUGUCUUGAUCAAUUGGUGGCUCCUAAUAGCACUUUACUUAAUCUGUUGCAAACAUGCACUGCAUUACUCAUGAUUUAUUUCUAUUAAUUCUGUUGUUGUGUCCUAAGUGAUCCCCUGCAUUGGUCUCCUCUGGCAGCCCAAUGGUAUUCACUUAUUGAAACUACGUACAGUUCUAUUCUAUAACGUUUAAACUUCUCUCUCUACCUUAAUCAAUAUAUUUGUGCAUUUGAUGUCUUAUCCUAUCUCUUAUCAAAAACAAAAAUGUGCAGUACUCAUAACAUUCUCAUUUAUAAUAUUGAUCAUUGUCCAUACAACAAUGUUUGUUACUCUGCACAACAAAAAUAAAGAAUUAUAAAAAAUAAAAAAAAUAAUAACCAAACUAUAACCAGAUGUUUUACAAGAGAUUGUUGAUAAAAUUGUUGCAUGUAAUGUGUUAAAAUGCCACUAGGAAAAUGCCACUAUAGUAUCUAGUUUCUACAAAUGUAUAUUUUUUUUUUUGCUCAGAAGCUUUGGAUUUUUGAAUCACAAUUAAACUUUGGUCUCAGGAUAGGGAUGUUUGCAAGGAAGUUCCUCCCUUGUAUUUUUCAACCUAUAUUUUCUCAAAACUGAUUGGAUUCCUGUGAAAAAUCUCCAACGUUAGGACAAAUAAAGAAAUCUUUUUUUUUUUUUUUUGCACUCGCUAUGGAAAUAUAUUAUGAAAAUAACUUUGAAAAAAGUUUAUUUCAUUGUUUUAAUUAUAUUCAAAUUUAAUGUGAUGUUAAGCAUAUCUAUGGUACAUCAUAAGAAAUCUCCAAAUGUCCAUUGCUCCUUCCUUCCUCCAGUUCUGAUGCUCAGUCCCCAUUGAAGGUACUUUUGGUGGUGGACAGGGGUCAUUAUGGGCACUCUGACUGGCCCCAUACACAGCUACUACAAUGCACUGUGUGUUAGGAUUCUGUUAGUGACUAUUAGAAAUCUCUGGGCCAACCUUAGGACACAGUGCAACUUGGAUAAGGACAAGUUAGUGUUAAUAGGAAAACACUGUGUGUUAGUUAGGGUUCUGUUAGUGACCAUAUCAUAUUAGAAAUCUCUUGGCCAACCUUAGGACAAAGUGCAACUUGGAUAUGGACAGGUUAGUGUUAAUAGGAAAACAACUGAAUGGUAGAACUUUUAAACAGGGAGUUGUAAAAUAACUUCAAGUUCAUAAGCAGCUUUAGGAAAAGGGAUGAGCAGAAUACAUUAGAGGCAAUGGGUUCGUAUGAUCACUCAUUCCUUUAGAAGCAUUUACACAUUCCUCUAAAACGAGAUAUUAAGCUCAGGAUACAUUAUAUGCAGCACCAAAACAUUAUACAGCAUACUAGAACACCAAUAAUACUUAGGAUCAUAGUACAUAACAAACUAGCAGUAGGGAGACAAUCGACAAGGUGGUUAAAGAGAUCACCAGGCCCGUUCUUGCCCUCAAUAUCAUUUUGCUUAUAUCCCAUAAACCUUAAGCCUAUUGAGCUUGGUAAUGUGAUGUGUGAUAUCCAGUGCCUGCUUGGAAAUGUAGCUGAAGCAUUCUGUAGAUAUUCGUCUGAAUUCAUCCCUUCCAUUGGACUGAUAAAAGAUAGUCUUUGGAGAGAUAGUUUUGGAACUCUACCAGCUCCUUGAUAUAUCAAUAUAUAUCUGUACAGAAUAUGAAAUCAGACGUGAAUCAAACAUGAAAAAUCAAUGGGAAUUCUUUCCAAUAUGAAUUGCUUCCUUGGGGACUACCCCAAAUCCACACAAAUAGCUGAUACAAAUGGAACAAAAAAGAGAUUACUGCCGAUCCUAAAAAUAAACAUACAGCACAAUGAUAGUGUCGUACUAAGAGUACCAAUAAAUCCAUUAUGUAUAUAUUUCACCCACAAAUGCCUGGAAUAGUAAUGAAAGUCUUCACGGUCCCUGAUGAAGGGAUCCAGCUCUAAUACGCAUCAAAAUAUGUAUCUAAUAAAACAAAAUAAAUACCAAAAGCAAAAGUGCAGGAUGCUUGUGCUAACACCAAAGCACAUAUUUAUUAUACGUAAGUUAAAAACGACACAAUCACAGCUUAUCAAAUAUCACCAAUCUCUGCUGACUGCACCCAACAAGUAUUGUCACAGUGCUAUGUGACUGAGGAAAUCACGUAGGAUUCCAACGAAACAGACUACUAUUUACCCAUAGCCAAGAAAACACAGCAGAUAGUAAGUCUGAAAGGUCAUGUGCUGCAAUAGUAAAUGUAAAAAAGGGUGCUUAUCUGUUUAAUAAAUGUGUCAGGAGAAAGAUACAUGCUGUCAGUACUACAUUCUGUUGUGGCUCUCAGUUUACUCAGAAUCUCUCUAUUUAAAAGGUUAAUAGGCUGUCCAAUCACUACAAGGGAUGAGUGGUUUAUUUAGGGGGUCUACCCUUACAUUUUAUCAUAUGAAUAUAGGAUAAAUAUGGGGCUUUCCCUCAAUUCUCAUAACAGUCUUAAUAGGAGUAGAGAUAAGAGUGUUUGGAUCUGUCAAAGUACAUGUUGUUUAGUGUCCACUAAACAAAAAUACACAUUUCCCCCAUCUAGAGAGGUGGUUAGACAAGCGUAUAUCGAGUAGACAUGUGCAAUUCGUUUCGGUCCGAAUAUGAAUUCGGACGAACUUAGGGCAAUUCAGACAUUAGGGUACUUCCGAAUUGCUGAAGUGCCGAAUUGCCGAGGUCCCGAAGUUCCGAUAUUACAGAGUUUCCCAAGUGCCGAAGUUCUGAAGUGUUGAAGUGCCUAAGUUCCGAAGCACAGUAUUGCCUAAGUACUAAUAUACUUACCCAGUGAAAGAAGAAGAAUGUUACAUUGUAUACAAUUUUAAAUAAAAAGUAUACAAACAUAGCCAGGAUUCAGCUGUAAGCAUUUGCAACACUUACACUAAUCAAGUAACAUACAUUAAUAUAAAAUGUAAGUUACUUAAGGUUCCUAGGAGCAAUAUGCGACUAACUCUCAGCAAAGGGCAGUUUGCGUUUUUUUUUUGUUUUUUUUUUAAUAUAUAAGGGGAGAAGGCAAAGGAAGGAAGAAGGGAAGAGGCGAAGAAAGGGAAGGGGAAGGAGUAAGAAAAGAGAUAGACCAAAAGGGGGAUAAAAGCCUUUCAGGAUUUAUUGUAAAUCCCCCUCUCUUUCUGCAUUGAAUGUGACCGAAUUGUAAUGUUUUUAUACACAUUUUUUGUUAUUUUUCUUUUGAUGUUUAUUGUCUAAUGUCUGAUUGUUUAUUUUUGUAACAAUGUUUGUGAAUUCCUUUUUUUUUUAAAAAGAAAGAAAAAGAAAAGAAAUAUUAUAAAGGAAAAGGGAAAGGGAAAAGGAAAAAAAACUAAAACUUUUUCAAUAAAGAUUAAAUAUAUAAUAAAAUGUAAGUUACUUAGCCAGUCAGUGUAAUGACAGGAAUGAAUAAGUAGAUAACUCCCUAAUUCCCACGAUAUUAGGGAGCUAUCUACUAAAAGGCUGAAAGACCUAAAUUGGUCUUUCAGCCAAAUUUACUAAUACUAAGUAAAGAUUACUUAGUAUUAGUAAAUUAUGCCCCUACUCGUUAUACCGCGAGUUGGGGCAUGUCUAUUAAACAGUGAGCAAAAAAGGACCUAUUGCCUCCCCCCCUGGCCCUCACCCCUGAGCAGUGGAUGGGGGCCCUAAAUACAAAUAAGGGGGGACACCUAAUGUCCUGGCCCCCACCCCUGAGCGGCGGGUGGGGGCCCUAAGUUGGAAUAAGGGGGACCUAAUGUCCUCCCCCCUGGCCCCCACCCCUGAGUGGUGGGUGGGGGCCCUAAAUACUAAUGGGAUGGGGGCCAGGGGGGAGAACAUUAGGUCCCCCCCUUAUUUUACUGUAGGACUCCACCCACCACUCAGGGGUGGGGGCCGGGGGGAAGGACAAUAGGUCUCCCCCCCAUCAUUUUGCUUUAGGGCCCCCACCCACCGCUCAGGGGUGGGGGCCAGGGCGGGCAAUAGGUCCUGCUCACUGUGUUAAUUAAUUUGGCUGAAAGACCAAUUUAGGUCUUUCAGCCUUUUGGUAGAUAACUCCCUAAUACCGUGGGAAUUAGGGAGUUAUCUACUAAGCGGCUUCAAGAUAAGUCCCGAAGUGCCAUAGUCCCGAAAUUCCGAAAUGCCGAAGUUCCGAAGUGUCGAAGUGCCGAAGUUGCCAAAGUUCCGAAGUUGUAGAAGUUCCGAAGUGUUGAAGUGCCGAAUUGCCGAAGUCCCGAAUUGCGAAAGUCACGAAUUUCAGAAUGCCGAACCGAACCGAAAAUUUUCCCCAUGCACAUGCCUAAUAGAGAGGAGUUGGGUUUCAGGUGGGUCCCCAGUUUACAUUUGAGGGCGAGGGAAAUAAUUGUCAUGUCUGUGUCCCUGCCCUUGCUGGAAACCAUCCAUGCCUUCCCCUCCCCUCUGCCCACCCUGUGGACACCCCUGGGACCUCAAUCCUUAAAAUGUUUGCGUACAGUUGCAAUUGCCAGUAUUUGGUAGCUUCGUCCUAAUGUCAGCCUGAUACUGUGUUUUUAAAAUACUUCUCAGCAGAAGUAUGUUUAAAACACAGUAUUAUUUAUUUAUUUAUAAAAAAUUUCACCAGGAUGGAUACAUUGAGAUUUCUCUUGUUUUCAAGUAUCUCCUAGGUCCACAUAACAUUGCAUUGUUACAAUAGGAUACAAUAUCACAAAAAUACAACAUACAAACUAUACAUAAAUAUAUAUAUGUAUAUAUAUACACAUAUAUAAAUUUAAUACAUAACAGGUAAUAAAUAUAUUCAAAACAACCAGGAAAAUAUAAUUCAGGAAAAAAGGAUUCUUGGCAGAUCUACAAUAAUAAUAAACAUAACAUAGCGUAAUACAGUAUUUGAAUACAAAAUUGCUGAUGUAAGGUAGAAAACUCACAAACGAGAUGAAUCAGGCUUCUCACCCCACCAGAGGUUAAACGGAUAGAGAGGAUGGUGGCUUUCAGAUUAUAGGAAUCCUUAAAUAUGUGGAGGAAAAAGGCCACACAUAGUGAUGUAAAAUUUAAAUACAAAUACAUUUUAUUAGAUUGCACUUACAGACAAGAUGAAAGUCGUGAGCAUAUCUCCACGUCAAGUGGAACUCAAUAGCAGCGUAGUAGGUCGGGGUAACCAAUCUCAGCAGCAGGAAAUAAAACAAAGAUAUGUAUAAAAUUAAAGUCCAUAAAAAGAAAGAUCCAACGUGUUUCGGCCAAUAGGGGGACUUCUUCAGGGUACACUUUAAAACAUUAAAGAUUAAAAAAAAAUAGAGGGGAGUGGAGCUUGCCAGCGCAGCUGAGCGGACACUAUCUAUUUGGAUUCCCUGCGGCAAAAAGGAUGAACCGGGGCAAUCCAACCCCAGCGACACCACCAUCAGCUUGGGGAACUGACCCGCUGGCCACCGAUGCCCUUCUUCCAGCCGCCGAAAUCGGGCAAAUUUAAGCACAGAUCCGGGGCCUACAAAGCACCGGCCUACAUUAGCUGGGACACACUUCUUGGAGGUGCAGUACUUACCAGAGCCGACGAGAUACCUCCACAACCCCCACAGAGUCCCACAGCAAAUCCGGUGGACAUGAGACGCAAACAGCAAAAGCCCUCGCACGGAGAUGUCCAGGACUUAAGGGACAUAAGCACAAUGCUGAAAAAGUCGGCACCAUCCAAAAUAGUGGCCAGGGAGAGCGGGAGCACGAGGAACACCUCAGACAGGAUGGAACACAAGGGGACACAGGCCACAUUGGCGAGGGAUGAAACAGAUACCACACAUCUUGACUCCAAAACCAGCAACCUAGCCACUAAGCAGGACUUACAAACCCUCUUACUGAACAUACAGAAACUACUGGCAGCGGACACAGUGGCAAUUAAAAAGGACGUUCAGCAGGUCACAGACCGCGUCAGUGCCACAGAGAAUAACAUACAAGAUAUCUGUACAGAGAUAACAACCCUAGCCAAACUUCGGUCCGCUAACCAGGUACUUACCUCACAAAUUUCAGUGCUAGAAGACCGCCACAGGCGUAAUAACGUCAAGAUUUGCGGGGUCCCUGACACAGUAACAGCUGAGGAACUGCCCCACUACCUGCGACGCCUAGUGGCCUCUGUGCUACCAGCCCCAGCGGCGAGAAAAUUUGCUAUUGACGGGGCGUAUCGCUUACCUGGUCCCACCAAGGCACAAACAGCUGCCCCCAGGGAUAUUAUCCUCCGUCGCAUAUCACAUCAGGACAAAGGACACUUGCUGACAGCCCUGAGGGACAAAACCCCAUAUACAUUUGAAGGCUCCCAGCUCACGGUCUACCAGGACCUCACAAGGGCCACCCUACAAUGGCGCAGAUCUCUACAACCUAUCACAUCUCAACUCCGCACGGCAGGGAUCACAUACAGGUGGGGGACCCCACGAUCCCUACUGGAAGGAGCCACACACAAGCUGGGAACUGUCUCCGAAGGACCAACGCUCCUGACCGCACUGGAUCUACACAUGCCCACCGCUAUCCCAUCUGGGCCGCCUAACCCUGGAGGCUGGCAUCCAGCUAACAUCGUGAUAUUUGAACCAAGAACUGGUGCAGCCGCACCCCCACCAACCUGACUAUAUAACUUGCUACAGAAAAUCGCACCAAGGCUGUUACCCAUUGUGUGCCUGUGUUUCCUUUAUGUUUGCUUGUUUUCUUUUUCUUUCAUGUUAUCCACAAAUAUUCUACAGCUCUCUCACACUCUUGACCACCCAGCCAACCAUGAAAUACAUGCCCACCACGCUAAAGCAGCACGAGUGAUAUAGCCUGACACUGCCUUAAAAGGCGUCUAAUAUACGGCACCUACGCGCGGUCACAGAUCAAUGAUCCCCACUGGCAAACAAUUUUUAUAUACCCCCCCGCCACCCCCAUGGUUAGGGGCACCCCACGAAGAGGAGAACCCCAACACCAGAGGUGCUCAGACCUACACUACUAGCAUGGAGAAGGGCUACUGCCCCCCUCAUAACACAACGGGCACCACCGGUCACACUCCUUACUUCACCCCUCACUCUUACUCUACUCUCCUGGUUCAACAUGCAAAACACAACCCUCAUGCAAUCUCUAGAUCGAGUCCUGCUCCACCCCCUCAACCUGUCAUUUGUAAAUGUAAUCUUGACUCGUGUUACCUUAACUACCAUAUAAAACGGUGCUGAUACCCUAACAAGUGAUAUGAUCUUGUACCAUCAUCUUAACUGUCUUGCUGAUGUCUUGAAGCAUUAAUAUGUCUAUGCAACGCACCAACAAAAUAAAGAAUUAAAAAAAAUAAAAUAGAAAUAUACUGUAAGCCUAUAAGAAUUGUUUAUUUUGUUAUAGAACAUCCCCACUUUCUCAUUUGACAGUGAUGUAAAAGACAAGAUUCCAGCUUCACGUUCACCAAAUAAAGAAAUGUCAAAGGGGAAAGAACGUCCAGAGCGAAAAACCGAUCUGCCCCGCUCUAGAACUAUGCCAAAAUCAUAUGGAAGAGCUACGAAAAAAGAUAUUGCAGAGAAGUUUGGAGGGUAAGAAUCAACUGAGAAAAAAAUUGCAUCAAUGGCAUGUUAUGUGGGGAAUAUAGAUAGCCUCCCACUAGUGGCAACUGAACAGCAUGUAAAUGGUAAGAUGUAUUAAAUGGAAACUGUCAUUUAUUAAUAUUAUGCUUACUUAUCCUGUUUAUCCUAUAUAUUUAACAAAUAUAUAUUUGUGAUGUGUGAAAAAUAGAUUUAAAUGAAAAAAAUCUACACCUUUUUGUCCUACAACAGGGUGCUUCCAUCUUAGCUACCUUGCAUUCACUGUAGCAAGCUCUGUCCUUUGCCCCUGGCAAUUUGUAAACUUGGAGAUUCAUUUUGUUACAAAUUACAAGUCGUCUGAAGCUGGGUUGAUUGGGUGAACCGCUUAUGAACCACCACAUAAACUGCAGGUGGUCCUCACUUUACGAAGGCUCACACUUACAACCAGCUCUUUAGCAUGGGGAUUCAAGGGAUUCCCCAUGUUAGAGAGCUGUUCUUUAUGCAUGGAAUUUUCCCCAAACAUAUAUUAGAGGGAUUCCCUGCUCUGGUGCAUAUAUCUCCGUUCGGGUAAAUUUCCCCAAACAUAGACAAGUGCACCACAGCAGGAAAUCCCUCUAAUCUAUAUUGUGUAUGAUUUGUGCCCCCCUAACACCCUAAUAUUACUUGUUAUAUAGGGGCCAGUCGGGUGCUGACCCUUUAAGAGCUGACCGGGCCCCUGUGAAAUCAGCCGGCAGAGAGGAAGUGACAGCCACUUCCUCCCUGCUGCACAGAGAGCUUCCCGAGCGGGAGGACUGUAAGGAGGAGGCAGCAGAAGAGAGCAGGAUGGAAGCAGGUUGAGGAAAGGGUUGUAGUGAGCUGCUGCAAGCCACCCUCCUGGACACAAAGGUAAGCGAACAGGAGGGAUGCUGCAAAUCUACAAAGAAUGACUUGUGUGCAUGUCAAUAUGUGUAUGUGUCAGUGUGUAUCUGAGUGUAUGUGCCAGUUUUUGUAUCUGUGUGUCAGUGUGUGUAUCUGAGUGUAUGUGUCAGAUUGUGUAUCUGAGUGUAUGUGUGUGCCUGAGUGCCAAUAUGCAUCUGAGUGUAUGUGUCAGUGUGUCUAUCUGAGUGCCAGUAUGUAUCUGAGUGUAUGUGUCAGAUUGUGCAUCUGAGUGUAUGUGUGUGCCUGAGUGCCAAUAUGCAUCUGAGUGUAUGUGUCAGUGUGUCUGUCUGAGUAUCAGUAUGUAUCUGAGUGUAUGUGUCAGUGUGUCUGUCUGAGUAUCAGUAUGUAUCUGAGUGUAUGUGUCAGUGUGUCUAUCUGAGUGCCAAUAUGCAUCUGAGUGUAUGUGUCAGUAUGUCUGUCUGAGUAUCAGUAUGUAUCUGAGUGUAUGUGUCAGUGUGUCUAUCUGAGUGCCAGUGUGUGUCUGAGUGUGUGCCAGUGUGUGUAUCUGUGUGCCAGAGUGUGUGUAUGUGCCAGUACGUGUAUCUCUGUGAGUGUCUGUCUGUGAGGGAGGGUGGGGGUGAGUGAGCGCAGGGGUGUCAGAGGGGGGAGGGUGGGGUGAGCGCGCGUGUGUGUGGGGGGGUGAUGCAGUAGCUUGUGCAGCCACCUCCAUGAAAUGCAUUUUUGCAUGUUGGGAUGUCUGCUAUCGCCCUUAAAGGUUGUUGGGAGCAGUGUUCAGUUGAGUUUUUUUGCAUGAACCUUAUAUUAAAGUGACUUCCCAAUUGUCUGCUACUGCUGCUACCUCUUCCCUGGGCUCAUGUCCAAAGGCUGCUGCUCCCACUGUUCUGAUUCUGAGUGAAUCUCUUUUCUGCUAGUGUGCCACCUCUUUCCAUGGGAUUACAUCCAAAGGCUGCUGUUCUGAUUUCAAAAUUCAAAUACCCCCCUUUAGGGAUUGUUGGAUAUAGGGUUUAGCUAAAGUGCUUCUCCCUGUAUAACACUGCAGUGUUUUAUUAACUUUGUUGCAAGGACCUGAUAAUAUUAAAGUGACUACCUGACCGUCUGCCACUACUACCUCUUCACUGGGCUGACGUCCGAAGGAUGCUGCAGCUGUUCUGUGUCUGAGUAAUUCUUUUUUUUGCCAGUCUACUAACUCUCUUCCUGGACUCAUGUCAAAAGGCUGCUGCUGUUCUGACUUAAAAAAUAAACUGUUAUCCUUCUCUAGAGGUUGUUCGUACAGCUGUCCUUGGGCUCACAUCUAAUUUUUUUUUUUUAAAUCUGGCUGUGAGUGUCUGCACUGUGCAAAGUGUGCAUACAAUUGCAAUGUAUAUAUGUAUAUUACAUAUGCAACUUGCAUGACUACUAGCCAGUGCUACCGUACUAGUAGCCAGCCAUUAUCCUUUCUUUACAAGUUUUAUUUUUAUUUUUUAUUUUGCUUUAUAUCCUAUAUUUUUUAUCUUUAUUUUUGCUUUCAGUUGUCAUUAACCCUGUAUGUCUUGAUUCCUUUCCUAUAGAGAUUAAUGAUUCACAUUUGUUAGUUCACCUAAAAUUUUAAGCAACUUUCAGCUGAAAGGAAAAGGCUUGUGGCAAAGAAUCGGUCAAACUGAAAAAUUUGUUGUUUUUUUUUAUAUUUUUGUAUUUAACAAAAAAAUAUUAUAAAAGUUAAUCAAGGCAUUGGCUGGAAAAAGUUGAAUUGAAUCUUACUUUGCAACUCUUACUUGCAGUAAAUUUAGAAAUUUUGCUUUCCAUUCACCACAAUGUACUGUGAAUAAACACAAUACAAUUAUGCAUUUCUGGGGUUAGUAAAGAAAAGUCUGUUAAAGUCUGUAUGUGAAGUUUUCUAAUACAGGUGCCUUACAGGGUGGCUACAUCAGGUGUUCGUGUCCAGAGAUCGACAAGUUGUGGAGCAAGUGCGGUGAAGAACAUGUUACUGGAUUGGUGCCGGGCAAAAACAAGAGACCAUCAGGUGAGAAAGAGAGUUUUGUAGAUACAUUGAUAACAAAAUUAUUAAAGUGAGUUUAUCACUUUUACAGGGACACUCCAGGCAUUUUAUGGAUUUAUUAAUAUGCUGUAUUCUCUGCAUACAACACCGAUUUUUCAAAUGUAAUCUUUGAUAUUUUUGAUAUAUUUGUAAAUAAAUGUAACACGGAUGUACAGAAGCCUGGAUAAACUUUGCUUCACAACCAUUGACUCUUUCAUACAUAGGCCUCAAUUUGAUUUGUUUGCAUGAAAUCAGAUUUCCAUUUUCUGCUAGACUUUUUUUUUAAAUUAUAUAUCAAUAAUGGUGACUUCUGAAGAUAAAUAAUUUUAAAAAUUGUUUUUUUUUCUAUCAGAAUAGAGUCAUUUCUGAUUCAAACAAAUUGAAUUAAGGUCAUAGGUGUUAGUAUUAGCAGGGAAUAAAUGCCAACCAGAAAAGGUAGAUUACCAUCUGAUACUCAGCCAAAGCUAAUCACUUAAUCAUGUAAUCAGGGCUUAUUUCAGGACAAACUCAUAGGAACCUCAUUCCAGGUUCUUUUUGGAAUUUGCCAGAUAAGAUAAUGCUCAGUCAGUCCCAAUCUUUUUUUCUGCAAGUAUAGGAAAGACAAGCUUUAGCAAGUUCUACAGCACUAAUGCUGAAUUAAUAAUAUAUUGACCUUUCACAAAGAACAAUAAACCCACGAGUAAUCAAGAAAUGGUUAUUGUUAGCAUAUAGGGGGUGUCUGUAACAAUUAUUGUAAACAUCAUCAAAGGGGAACUGUUUUUAUUUCCACAUUUUUUAGCAUUAUGUCUACCUAUUCAUUAUAUUUAACAAUAUGUAUUUAUGAGGCAUGAAAAAUAAAAUGAAUAGUAAAGGUCAGCACCUUUUUAUCCUGUAUUUCGGCACCUAGUGGUCAGCAUAGAGAAGACAUACAGAUAGAGAUGAAAUUAAACAAUAUUUGUAUGUUUCUUCCUUAUUUACAAUAUGUGUUCAAGCAGUGCCUGGACUGAACUGGGUUGUGAUGUAAUUUGCUUUUAAAAAAGGACAAAAAAAAGUGUUGAACUUUACUAUAAUUUCUUUUCACACCUCAAAAAUACAUAUUGUAUAUGCCACUCACUUCUAUGAGUCAUACUAGUCCAUCAAACAUUUGGUGUCAAAGUGGUGCCCUCAGCUUAUUAUUUUUCUCAUACAAAGUUAUUUAUGAGCUGCAUUUUUUAAUCAGAGGCAAGACUUUACUAGAUAUUAUUUUUGAUUUCUCAUAAGUAAAACUAGCUUAUUGGGCAAUUGCAUUGAAGUGCAUGCGAAGGUUGUGAGAUUAAUUUAGUAGGUGUAAUAAAGUAAAGAUGUUGAGAGAUGGAACAUCGAAAAAGAAACAUUGGUUCUAAUCUGCUGCCUGUCACAGCAUGUGUUUCAAUGUUAUUAUUAUCCUGUUGAAAUCAGGAAUGCCAUUCUAGGAAGCCUAUUAUCAGAUUAAAGAUGAUGUAUUACCAAGACAAUAAGUACACUGAGUGUCUUUACAGGCUAUUCAAAGUACUCUAGUAGUUCAUUGUUUCUAUAAAGGGAACCUCUCAUGACUUAUGCUACUUUAGCGCUAUUUUAAAGAGUUUAAUUUUGGUAGCAAAUAUAUAGUUUGAGAGAAAAAUCCUAUUUCUCUCAAUUGAAGAACAUUCAAUGCCGAAGAAUUAAGAUACAGGCUGGGGCAGACUAGACCUCCAAUAGGAGAUUCCUUUGUUUCUCCACCCAUAGACACGACAGCUUUUGCAUUGUGGCUGCUAUGGUAACUGCCUAGACAUCACUGCUAGCGCUGGCUAGGGAGUAUAGGAAUGGAGUGAUGUGGCAUCACUCUGAACAGAUGCCGGCACAGUGGCAACAAAGCCAACAAAACAUCAUGGAGUAUGUUUGCCCUGCUUGGGAAAGUAUCCCCAAGCAGGGCAAAUCAGCAAAAAAACAGAGGAGGAGCACGGGCAGACUGGGGGUGGUUGUUAUAGAAGUGAAACCUCCCACCCCCCAAUCAUAUUCACGGAACAGCUAAUUUAAUUAUUUAAAAACAAUCUAUGCUUUAUUAUAUGAUAUCAUAGGUAGUUCCUGUUUGAAAAUUUACUACGAGAAAACAAGUUUAAACAGAAUAGAAAAACUAUAAAGAGCACUAAAGAAAAUACUAACUUAAUAAUAAAUGAAUAAAUGGUUAGAUUUCACAUCAGCUUUACGGGACAUUACACAGUGUGUGUCACAUUUGGAAUCUCACUACAAGAUUCUAUACAGAUGGUAUCUCACUCCCUCCAGGCGUCUUAAGCUGCAAUUGUCUCCUACCAACAAGUGCUGGAGUGUGUGUGGUCAGGUGGGUUAUCUUUUGCCAGACGCUGUGGACAUGCCCUAAACUGCAGUCUUACUGGGAUGACAUUCUUAUUUUUAAUAGACUUAUUGAUGACUUCCUAAUCACACUAACACCUGAACUAUGUUUGUUCAAAAAGAUUCCUGACAAUUCACCUAAGCACAAACGCAUAAUUUUAGGACAUAUUCUCAUCUCAGCCACUAUGGCUCUACCACGUCACUGGAAAUCUCCUGUAUUUCCUGAUAUUAGGAAAUAUGUUUGAAAAUAUGAGAUGUGAACCUAUGCUUAGAGCACCAUCCAACACACUUGGCCUUCUUAGACAUGAAUGGGAUAUCAGAGAAAAAGACAUCAGAAAGAGGUACAACAAACAUACAUCCAUAAUCCCACCUGUCCACGAUGGGAAACACAUUUUAUGACAUUUUGCACCAUGAUACCCUAUUAUUGAUGUAUUAAUAUUUUACUACUACUGGAUAAUUGUUUAUACCAUUAAACCACGGUUUGUUUGUUGUAUCAGUAUUAAACUUUUUUUUUUUCAAUUUGACAAUUUUUAUUGUUUUGGAGUACAGAAAGGAAAAAGGGGAUGGGGGUCAUGCAAGUAAACAAUUUAAGCGUCAUUACAUUCGUUGCAUUACAUUUCCUGAUCUCCGUAGUUCUGUAGUUUUUACCCAUGGCUACAUUUGCAACUUCUUAUCGUGUUGGGAUGGGGAUGGGGUACAGAAGACAAGAGGUGUGGGUACACGGUGGGGUGUGUGUCAGUGCUAUUAGAGGUUUUAAGAGGUUUAUCGUGAGGCCCUCCAUUUCCGUAGCUCUUAUACCUGUGUCGGGUUGUACAUCGUAUAUGCGGUGAAUCUUCCUCCCCUCCCCUCGUGUCUCCCUGGCCCUUGGGUCCGCUGAGAGCGGGUUCCGUGUCUCCCUGAAUGUUCCAGAGAACCUUGUGUCCCUUGGGGUACCCUGUCUCCCGUCCUGUUCCCUGCUCAGAAGCCGUGUGGCCCUGUUCUCCACUCGGGGGCAGGUUAGCUCGUUCUUUAAUCUGUAUCCAACUGUGCUUGUGUUGACGGGUAUGCUCAUGCCCCUAUUGUCUACCUGUAGGAAUGGGUAUCUGGUAGCGGGGGGGGAAACUGGGAUAACAAGUUAACUCGUAUGUCUUCGUUAGUUUGGUUUGUGUUGUCUAUUUGGAACUAUUUUGUCCUGUUCGCUGGCCCCUUGUGAGUUGCUAGGGUCUCGGCCUUCUGCGUAUGUGGCCCAGAGUGCUUUCGCUGUGGCGUUUUCCUUACCCAUUUUUGUUUGGUUUCACAUUAUUCCUUCGUAUUCUAAUGUUGUCAUAACCAUCGUUACUAACUCCGCUAGGGAUGGGAUCCCUGGGGUUUUCCACUGUUUUGCUAGUAAUGUGGAGGCUGCCGUUAAUGUUAGGAAUAUUAGCUUGGUGAUACAGUGUAGUAUUAAACUUUUUAAUAAAAACAGUUUGAAAAGAAAACACUAACUUGCGUUUGUCUCUCUUUUUCUCUCCUUUCGCAUUUUACUUUUAUCUACAAGGGUGUUGAAAUACAGAAUUUCUCCAGCAGUUGGAGCAGUGGCCUUGCUUUCUGCGCACUCAUCCAUGCCUUCUUCCCAGAUGCCUUUGAUUAUGAUUCUCUUGACCCAAAGAACAGAAGAGGGAACUUUCAACUUGCAUUCAGCACUGCAGAGUAAGGGUGGUGUCCUGGGGAGAAGACUUGGGGUUGUAGAAGAGAAGACACAAGAGAUGAUUAGGGAGGCAGUUCCAAUCAUUGCUAAUAUGGGAAGUUUGUACGUAAAGAGAUACUAUAGUGCCAGGAAUACAAAGUUGUAUUCCUGGCACUAUUGCAGCACUAAAUUCAAAAGGGACACUAUAUCCAGACCAUUUCAAUGAGCUGAAGUGGUCUGGGUGCCUACAGUGUCCCUUUAACUACUGUAAUAGAAAAAAUUUAACAGUUAAUUUGAAACAGUCUUUGGAGCCCUCUAUGAACCUGAACCCAUGCAUACCUUAGUCCUACUCCUAAUCCCUAUACUACCCUAACAUACAACACUACACAUUAAAGGACCACUAUAGGCACCCAGACCACUUCAGCUUAAUGAAGUGGUCUGGGUGCCAGGUCCAGCUAGGUUUAACCCUUUUUUCUAUAAACAUAGCAGUUUUAGAGAAACUGCUAUGUUUAUAAUAGGGUUAAUCCAGCCUCUAGUGGCUUUCUCAUUGACAGCCGCUAGAGGUGCUUCCGCGCUUCUCACUGUGAUUUUCACAGUGAGAAGAUGCCAGCGUCCAUAGGAAAGCAUUGAGAAUGCUUUCCUAUGGACUGGCUGAAUGCGUGCGUGGCUCCUGCCGCGCAUGCGCAUUCAGCCGAUGACGUCGCUAUGGAGGAGGAGAGUUUAACCCCUUCCUCCACAUAGAGCCCGGCGGGAGGGGGACCCUGAGGUUGGGGGCACCCUCAGGGCACUAUAGUGCCAGGAAAAUGAGUAUGUUUUCCUGGCACUAUAGUGGUCCUUUAACUCCUACAUUACCUUAAUAGACUACACUACAUAUUAACCACUACAUUACUCGAACAUGCUUCACUAUCACUAAAAGUUGACCCUUACAUUGUAACACUAAACAUUAACACUGCACUAACGCUUAUUACCCCUGCUGUUCCCUAAUACUAACCUGAACACUUCUUUAACACGUACACUAUCCCUAACACUAACCUAAAAAUUUAAUUUAAAACAUACAUUAUGGUGAAACAUGUAGCUGGGUAAUACAAUGGGGUUCUGGAUAUAAAUAUAAACCACACUGUCAGUGGUCAAUGGGUCUCAUUACUUUUUAAUAUAACUUGUGUACAAGGGAGCCCAGUCACUUAACAGUGUUCAAAUCCACCCUCCACUUGUAAACCUUCUAUACCAAAAGAAAUAUUAAGUAUUAUAUGAAGUGAAGGAGAUUUUACUUAAUCUUGUUCUAAAAUAAACUCUGCAAAAUAAAACAGCUAAUAAGUUAGUAGGUACAGAGUUCCAGCCCUGUCAAACAAUACCUUUGAUCCUCACCUCCCCUUUUCAUAGAGCAUGUCACAGAUACAAAAAAAAGAAAGUAAUUUUACUGUUUUGUUGCUAGUCUGAUAUUUUCAAUUCAAGUCCGUUAUUGUGCGUUGUAUGCAGAUCGGCCAAUAAGUAACUCAUAUUAAUUCACCGUUUAAUGGCCUCUGCUAAUGCAGUCAAGACUGGACUACCAACUACCAGAAAACACACUCAGGGUUACUUUUGAAACUGAGCAUUCAAGGUGAAUUUGAAGUGAAUUUCAAAUUUAAGACCAGAAUAGCCAAAGUAAAAGCUUAGCUGGCAUACAGAAUGUUUCCAGUUUGGCUAUAUUGAACUUGCAUUUUAAAUUCACCUUGAAUUAUCACUUUACUGAAUAACCCUGAAAGUCUUUGUUAUAACUUCAGAAAAUGUUGAAUUGGAGAAUGGAAUGUGGAAGAGAAGGACUUGGGACUAAAAUAGGAACAGUUAAAGAGAGGCACUGAGAAACAUUUAGAAUGUCUAUACUAUUUAUAGACACUGUAUGUCCCUAGGCAAGCAGACUAAAGGGUCAGUAUAGUCACCAUAACCACUACAUGCCAAUGUAGUGGUUAUGGUUCCAUUAAGCUGCGGAUGGUGUUCCUGCUGAGACUGUUUUCAGAUAGUGUAAACAAAACAUUGUGUCCCCAUGGCACCUGAGGCCCAGCCUCCUACUCAUCCCCUUAUUGACCAUUCAUUGACUGAGCACAUCAGCUGGCAUGCUUACCCAAUGAAUGGCAAAGGAAGUAUGGAUGAAAAUUGUAUUACAAUCUUAGCAACAGGAUGGAGUUGGUCGAUGGGUGCCUCAGAGUUUUGCUCGAAAACAGAUUGUCCAAAAACUAGGGAUAGUUAGCGCCAUACCCACUGAAGCCACUAUUUAAUUAGUAAUGUAUUAUCUCUUAUCAAACUCUGCUUCUCAUCCUGUUUAUAUUUUGUUUUUUAUUAAAAAAAUGUUUCCUCCUUUCUGUUUUUUCUCUCUCAUUUUCUGUUUUUCUGUUCACUGUAAAGUUCUCCCUUGUUACUACUAUUAUUACUUUCCCACUUUUCUAUUUUCUCUCUCCAGACAACUUGCUGACUGUCCACCACUGUUGGAUGUAGAGGACAUGGUGCAUAUGAAGGUUCCGGACUCUAAAUGCGUUUACACCUAUGUGCAAGAACUGUACCGCAGCCUAGUCAGUAAAGGCCUUGUGAAGACUAAGAAGGCCUGAACCAACCACUGAUUUUAAGUGUUCCUAUAGGUGUUGACUAAGAAGUUCCUGCUCAUUUUUACAAACUGGACUCUAACUAGAUUAAAAACAAACAAAAAAGUGAAUUUAUAUACUCUAUCUAACAAAUAAGCUACAAUUACAUAGUACUACAAUGCAUCAUAUGCACACCAUAAUUCUAUGCCUUAUGUACACUGUGCAUUAUAUAUACAAAAUGCAACAUGAAACACAGAAUCUAAAUAUUGGAAUUUGCAUUGCAAACACACUACACAAAAACUGAUAUUAUAUUCAUAUAUUAAAAAUGCUGAGUAGAUCAUAUUACCAGAGAUAUAUUUAUUUUUAGUAAAUAGAAAAUUAGUUUUCCUGUGUCCACAACAAAAAAAUUGUAGAUAAAAAUAAAUAAUAUAAUUCUCUUGGCUAUACAAGGCAGCUUUACAUUUUGGGGUAAUACCUCCCCUACCAACUGAUAGAAUAGGAAUAAAAAACCCAAAAGCAGAUAAGAACCCCUUACAGAAGACCUCUAGUCUCUUUUUUUCUGUCCAUUCAGCAGGUCUGGUCAGGGAGCCAACCUUUCUUUUUUUUAUCUUUUGGUUCAACCCGCUCCUUUUUUUGUACAGUGCUUAAACUUUUCUUGCUGGAAAUCCCAGAUGACAUGCAGGUGACAUCCUGAAGAUUAUUCUUAGUGGCUAUAGAAUUCAGUCUGCACUGACCACUGUCAUAGUAGCAUUAUGUUGAUAGGUAUUGGCAAAUAGUCUCACCAAGCUGUGUGUAGCUGUGGUGAUAUGAACAGUGCCUCACUCCCACCGCCCGCACCCUAAGUAUCCUUAGAGAUUUCAUGGCUGUUAAUGUUUAUUGUGUUUAACCUCAUUUAUUUAAUGUGCCUUUACUUCACUGGGGUUCUAGGUUUUCUGUCAGUUGUGGGUCAGUCCAGAUAGUACCUCCAACAGAUAUUCUCACCCACAUUAAGUAGUCUGUGUAGCAAGCUAUUAAGGAGGCAUCAGGAAAUCUGAAGAGGAGGGAGGUCCAGAAGAUGAAUUCAUCCUAUGAUAAGUGUGAGGCAUCUAAGACAAGGAAUAUUCAAGACUUGGAGUCAGAUAGAAAUUUCUCAGCUGUGUUAAAAUCUUCAUAUUUACCAUAAGUUUAUUUUCUCAGCUAUUACGUUGCAUCAUUAUGUUCACACACAUGUUUGUCUAGUAAUUAAAGAGGGGUUCCUCUGUUUCUGGUUCCUUCUUAUAAAGACUUUGGUUUUCAUCCUAUAAGCUGAGAGGAAAGUAGCUGCCUAUAAGUCUAAUGCCGUGAGAUAGCCAGGAAUGAAAAUAACAGCAAGUAUGACGAAAGGUUUCUGUUUAUCCAUGGCAUUAGACCCUAGCCCAUAAUAACAUCAUAUACUCACUAAAUACACUUAGACCCAUUGCAUGCUUUAUAUAGCAUGCCUAAUUUAUGCACUUUGCACAUGUUCAUAAGAACAUAGAACUUCACAUUCACAAGCAUGUACAUUAUGAAACAUGGGAGCACCUUCAGAAGUUUUGGCUAUAGCUGUGCCCCAGUAAAUACAUCAUUUUGACCGGCAUUAGGUUAAUUUCAUAAUUAAAAUAGCCCAGAUAAAAAAUCCUAACAUCACUUUAUAGUCUUAUAAACCAUUCUUCUUUGUAACUGAUUCUACUUGCUUUAAAACCUUUCACUAUCUGCUUGCCAGGGGCAUUCUGAUUCUUAUAGUGGAGGAUGAUUAAUUUAAUAGCAAGACACGAUACUGUGUUUAUCCUAGGUUCUAUGGAAGAACUCCUAAGCAAUGCGUGGGUGUGGACUUAAUUUUACUAUCACCCUCUGAUAUAACCUGGCUACACUGCAGGGAAAGAACGGCUAUUUUAUUUUUAUUUUGUCUUCAAAAAAGUUUUAUUCUAAAAUAAAUAUUCAAUUAUAUCAUUGUGCUAAUCUGUAUAUGUAUCCAUCUAUAACACAAAUUUUUUAGAGAUGUAGAAAUAUUUGCUCACAUUUUGUUGUUUAUCAUUUAUAACCACCCAAAAAAGCAGUACUAGAGAUGUAUUAGCAUCAAAGUAAUUUAUUAAAUAUAAUGGGAGGGCUACAAUUGUCUGAGACGUUUUAGCCACACCCAGUCUUUGGAGGGCUCACAGUAGAAAGUUGCAAACCUGGAUUAUGUGCCUAUUUCUUUAUAAAGGAUUUAACAAGUGGAUGGAAAUAUGGAUGAAUGCACUACUUCAAUCCCCAGCUACAUUGUGUACAAAGGCAAUUUUAACUCUGUGAAUCAUCAGUUCUCCCCAAAUUUUAUUUGGGUCCCACGAAAAAUAUUUUUUUGAUUGGUACCUCUUUAUAUAAAGAAACAAAAUGUGUUUACCUGCAAAAAAAGUAUUUACUCAUCUCUUAUUCUAUGGUUUUUAAUAUUGUGCAUACGUAUCUCCUAUAUAAAGCACUGAAAGCAACUAUCUAUUUGUGAGGUCUGGAAACGAACAUUAAAU